CAGCAACAAAGUUUUUAAAGUGCUACUACGACGAAAUUUUGAUGUUGUGUUUGUUACAAAGAAUCAUUUAUAUCAGGUUAUUAAGGAAGACUGUAACUUAAAAUUUCAUUGAAAUGAAGAUUUUCACCCCUCAAACUGGAAAAAAAUAGCCCUGAAAAGUUGUUUUUUCGCGUCCGCCAUCAUGAAUUUACGUUCCAGUGAGCCUGCGGUAUAGAGCUGCGGCUACGCGCUUUUGGCCUAUUGUCUUUUUGUCGUGACAUCAUUUUCUUAAUUUCUCACGUAUUAAAUUUGCUAUUGUCUUGCUCCUUUCUCACUAAGAAAAUGUCUCAUUCACCUUCACCUUUGUCUUCGAGCGAAAGUUAUUACAGUCACGGCGAAAGUGAACCAAAGAGCUUUCCUGAAAAGCCGUUGCUCGAAAUAGGCGGAUACGAUGACUCUGUGGAGCCGGUUCCGACCGAAGAAGACGCUGCAUUGUAUCUUGAGCAGCUUGCCUUGGAAGAGGAGGACGAGCAGAUUUUACUAAGUCGUUUUUCCGGGGAGGAAGACAUCGGAGAUUGGUUCACAAGUAUCUUCAUAAGUCAAGGAGAACAUGUACUUUGCUCUGACUGUUUGUUGAAAAAUAAAAGUAAUACCUAACAGUAACUUGCAAGCCACAAUAAAAACCCUGUAUUUCCCCUGUAGUUAUCGAAAAUUAAGUUUUCCAACUUUCUUUUUUGUAUUAUUUAAACCACUGGACAACAUCUCAUAGCUAUGAGCUUUAAUUUGGACUGAUAUCUCAGCUCCACAAAUAUUAAGACUCGUGUAUAAAUCUGCCCUUUUUA
Molecule: messenger RNA, 821 nt
Organism: Stylophora pistillata
Lineage: Eukaryota; Metazoa; Cnidaria; Anthozoa; Scleractinia; Pocilloporidae
Source: RefSeq, a predicted model, not a curated record